GACUUGCUCUGCGUACGUAAGCGACGACGUCACGCGUUCACCCUCCAAUCGACGACCUUUCCAAAAACUUCCUUCUUCUUCUUCCUCGAUCCUCCCCCAACCCCAACGUCAUCUCAGAUCUCUCCUGUCCUCUCCUCUCCCCAGAAGGCUCCUGUACAAGUAGCAGGCGGCUGCCUGCAGCAGGCAGGCAGGCAGGCAGCAGAAGCUGCACAUCCAUCCAUUUUCUUGCUGCAGAGAUCUUCUCGAUCCUGCAUCGUCGUCGUCGGGUCGAUCGUCUCUCGCGCGUAGAGUACACAGGGAAUCACACUCUCUGAUCGAUCGAGCUAGCUAGGAAGCCAAUAACCCAUGGCUACGCCGGCGGUGAAGGUGUACGGGUGGGCUAUCUCGCCGUUCGUGUCGCGGGCGCUGCUGGCCCUCGAGGAGGCCGGCGUCGACUACGAGCUCGUCCCCAUGAGCCUCCAGGCCGGCGACCACCUCCGCCCGGAGCACCUCGCCAGGAACCCUUUCGGGAAGGUGCCGGUGCUCCAGGACGGCGACGACCUCACCAUCUUCGAAUCCCGAGCGAUCGCGAGGCACGUUCUCCGCAAGCACAAGCCAGAGCUGCUAGGCACCGGCAGCCUGGAGCAGGCGGCCACGGUGGACAUGUGGCUUGAGGUGGAAGCUCACCAGCUGAGCCCGUUGGCGAUCGCCAUUUUGGUAGAGUGCAUCUUCGCGCCGUACCUCGGCCGCGAGCGCAACCAGGCGGCCGUCGACGAGAACGUCGAGAAGCUGAAGAAGGUGCUGGAGGUGUACGAGGCGCGGCUGAGCGAGAGCAAGUACCUCGCCGGCGACUUCCUCAGCCUCGCCGACCUCAGCCACUUCACCGUCAUGCACUACGUCAUGGCCACCGAGUACGCCGCGGUGGUCCAGGCAUUGCCGCACGUCAACGCCUGGUGGGAGAGCCUCGCCGCGCGCCCGGCGGCGAAGAAGGUGGCCGAGUUCAUGCCCGUCGACGUGCCCGGGUCACCCAAGAAAUUACAGGAGUGAGAUGAUGAACAGUACUGUGAUGUGUGUGUGUGUGCUAGCUGUGGUUAAUUACGUACUUUUAUCUCAUGUGUACGUACGUGGUGUAUGUCUCUGUAGUUGGUGUAUUUCGCUGCUUGAUUCCGCCAUAGAAUAACACAGCUGUUUGUUGGAAAUUCAAUGUAUUUCAUCACAGUUUAGGAAACAUGUUUUUCAUUGGAUUUCA
This is a messenger RNA of Sorghum bicolor (sorghum), 1228 nucleotides long. Its product is annotated as glutathione S-transferase 4. NCBI's taxonomy places the organism in Eukaryota, Viridiplantae, Streptophyta, Magnoliopsida, Poales, Poaceae. Gene Ontology annotation, cellular component: cytoplasm. The record is from RefSeq and is a predicted model, not a curated record. The transcript is spliced from 3 exons. Gene Ontology annotation, molecular function: glutathione transferase activity; glutathione binding. Bases 346 to 1026 code for a protein of 226 amino acids.